CGGUCUGUCCUUCCUUCCUGCUUCGCCUCCACGCCUCGGGCUAUGGGGCAGAGCCCCCGAUACGCUAGCACCACCUGAGGAUCCAGAAACCGCCUCCACGAUGGAAGAGGACCAGGAACCGGAGAGGAAAGCCAUAGAAGAACUGCUUAAGGAGGCAAAACGUGGAAAAACUAGAGCUGAAACAAUGGGACCCGCGGGUUGGAUGAAGUGUCCUCUUGCUGGUACCAAUAAAAGAUUUCUAAUUAACACAAUUAAAAACACAUUGCCCUCUCAUAAAGAGCAAGACCAUGAACAAAAAGAGGGCGAUAAGGAACCAGCAAAGAGCCAGGCCCAGAAAGAAGAAAACCCGAAGAAACACAGAAGCCAUCCUUACAAGCACAGCUUCCGUGCCCGAGGCUCCGUCAGUUACUCCCCGCCACGGAAGCGGAGCAGCCAGGACAAGCACGAAAGGCGGCCCAGCCGGGAGCGAGGCCAGAGCCAGGGCCAGCCAGCCCUGCGGGCCCCGUGCUCCGGGAGCGGUGUGCAGAGAAGGCGUUAGCCGGCAGGGUAAACAUCUGAGAG
Molecule: messenger RNA, 561 nt
Organism: Sapajus apella (tufted capuchin)
Lineage: Eukaryota; Metazoa; Chordata; Mammalia; Primates; Cebidae
Product: protein POLR1D-like
Exons: 1
Coding region: 101-538 (145 amino acids)
Source: RefSeq, a predicted model, not a curated record